Messenger RNA from Anopheles bellator, 3763 nucleotides. RefSeq names its product RNA-binding protein 25. NCBI's taxonomy places the organism in Eukaryota, Metazoa, Arthropoda, Insecta, Diptera, Culicidae. The transcript is spliced from 6 exons. Bases 281 to 3061 code for a protein of 926 amino acids. Gene Ontology annotation, biological process: mRNA processing; regulation of alternative mRNA splicing, via spliceosome. The record is from RefSeq and is a predicted model, not a curated record. Gene Ontology annotation, cellular component: spliceosomal complex. Gene Ontology annotation, molecular function: mRNA binding.
UCAGCGCUGGUUAGAAUAAUUGACCAACGGAGUAGUGCCGAAACCCGUAUCAAGAGAGCAAAUCAAGCAUUGAUAUCUGAAGUUGGUUGCUAUGCACAAUCGAUCCACAGCUUGCCCAGUCGCAAGCCCCGGGAAACCUGAAAUCGUCGCCCUCUAAUUGUCAUCACGUUUCGUGACCGUUGAACUAUCCCCAUACUAAUUGGAGGUACUCAAUUUGGGUGCAAGAUCGUUUAUCGAGCACUGAGGUAAGCACACAAGUUUUCGAGGCCACCCCGGCAUCAUGUCUUACCAUCCUCGUCCCCCGGGAACGACAAUAGUCUCCGCCGGAAUGCAGUACAUUGCGCCACCGAUGGUUCAGCCACUAUUGCCGAGCUUAAGUCAACCACCACCCUCGAAUCGAGGCGGAAGUUUCCGAUCUGGAGCCACCAUUGGUUCCCGACCACAGAUGUACAACAACAAACCUCCACCGCAACCUGAACCAGUGUACGAUGGGCCAGUGGUGACAGUUUUUGUGGGCAACAUCAGCGAAAAGGUGCCUGAUCCGAUGAUAAAGCAAAUUCUCGCUACUUGCGGCAUGGUUAUCAACUGGAAACGUGUGUCAACGUUUGGGUUUUGCGAGUACGAUCCGGACGGUGGUUCUCGAGCGGUACGGUUGGUACAUGACUUGGAAGUUGGCGGCAAAAAGUUGGUCGCGAAAGUGGAUGCGAAAAACAAAGCGUUGCUGGAUUCGUUCCGCGAGGAUGAGAACAAUGCAGAAUCGACCAACGAAGCGUCCGAGAAGCGGCGCGAUGAUGAUGCAAUGGUGGGGAUCAAUCGCAUCCUAGAAGACUUUCGCGAGGAACUGGCCGCCGCUGAACAGCACCAGGAGGAACAGCAGGCAAAACAGAAGAAAAUGCUUCAAACGGUUGACAUCGAAGAUGGGAAGCGAGAGAUUAUUAGCAAGGAGAUCGGCAAGUUCCGCAAGUACACAGAAGAAGAGGAGCUCAAGAAGGAAAAGGAAAAAGAACGGAAAAAACGUGAAGAAAAGCGAGCAGAGGAGAAGCAGCGACGGUCGGCAUCACCUCGAAAGGACAAAAAAGUACCAGCACCGUCAUCUUCUUCCUCUUCCGCUUCGCGACGAUCUCGUGAUCGUGAGCGGGAUCGGGAACGUGAGCGAGAACGUGAACAGCGCGAACGUGAUAAGGAACGGGAACGCGAACGAGAGCGUGAACAGCGUGAAAGAGAACGGGAGCGUGAACGUGAACGGGAACGUGAUUUGGAGCGCCAACGGGAACGCGAACGGGAACGGGACCGCGAAAGGGAACGGGAGCGCGAAAGAGACGAGAGCAAGGUAAACCGCAACCCGCGCGACAUUCAGCGGGAAAAGGAAAUGGAGGAGGAAGCCCGCGAACGCAAGAAGACGGAGAAAAAGGCACGCGAGAAGGAGGCCGCGUACCAGGAGCGACUCCGUAACUGGGAGGCUCGCGAAAGAAGAAAAGCUAAGGACUAUGAGAAAGAUCGAGAGAAGGAUCGCUGUCGAGAGGAGGAGCGCGAAAGAGAAGCGAAGCGAUUGAAGGAGUUCCUGGAAGACUACGACGACGAGCGGGACGAUCCGAAGUACUACAAGGGGCGAGAGCUUCAGCGGCGAUUAGCAGAUAGGGUCCGAGAAGCGGAUGCAGACUCGAAGGAUCGCAACAAGGAGCAAGAAGAGCUGGACGAGUUGAAGAACAAAAUCUUUAGUGGCGAGUACGACAAUCCGGCGCUUGAGUUUGAAAAACUCAAAAAGGAGCGUGAAGAUCUCUACAAACCGAAGAUUUUGAUCGAUGUGAACCUGGAGCAAUCGCAGCAACGGGAACGAGAAUUGGAGCGUGAACGAUUGCGUGACAUCGAACGACAACGGGCAAAGGAUCGCGAGCGCGUCAACAAGGAGCGUUACGUCCUUGCGCAAGCUUCACGCGAACUAGCAUCCGUCGAUGCGGAACCGAUCGAAUCAGACUCGAGUGGUCAGGACAACUUUAACUCGCCGGCAGGAGGAGCGCUACAGCCGGGUGCAACUAUUAAUGCUGCUUCGAACGGACCUGGCUCUGGAUCCGGUGGCAGCAUUACGGAUGGGAUGGGAAACAGCAAUCACCAUCAUCCAAGCCAUCAUCACCAUCACCACGGGCAUCACGGGCAUCCUCAUGGGCAUCAUCAUCAACACCACCAAGCAGCAGAAUCGCGAGUGGCCUCGGCAGGUCAGCAUCCACCGCACGCUGGUUCGGAAACUCGGGAUUCGUUCGGUGCGAGUGGCGGCGGAGGUCCAAUGGAUGAUGAAAACUCGCGACACUCAAUUCGAUCGAACUCGCAGCACGGCGUACCGGAAAGUCCUGAGGCGAACAGCAACAGUGGACAGAACUCGAUGUCAGAUAAAUCUACCCACCAUCCUCACCAUCACCACCAUCAGCUGCUGCCGCAACAAUCGACGGUGGGACCGACGAUCAGCCUCAACUUGAACGUGAAUGCGAAGAAGAAAAAACUUGAAGUGAAGGACGUUUUUAAUAGUUUGGACGACGACACCGAAGAAUCGAACGGUCCAAAGAAACGUAAACUAGUGCCGCUAGAGUACGAAGAUGGGCGACUGCAAGCGGACACCCCGACCGGAACGGCUAACAACACACCAGGGGCAGGUUCCGCCACGGGAACAAAGUCGUCGGCAAAGGGCAAAAAGGGUGAUGAACCACCCAGCCGCGAGUCGCUCAAAUCCCAGGAAGAAAAGCGCAAAAACAUCAAGAGUAUUAUCGACAAGAUACCAACCGAGAAGCACGAUCUGUUCAACUAUCCGCUGGAUUGGAGCGAGAUCGACAAUACAAUCGAGAAAAAGAUUCGACCCUGGAUUAAUAAGAAAAUCAUCGAAUACAUUGGCGAACCGGAACCGACACUGGUUGAUUUCAUCUGCUCCAAGGUGCUGGCCGGUAGCACCCCUCAGGGCAUCUUGGACGAUGUUCAAAUGGUUCUCGACGAAGAAGCGGAAGUUUUUGUGGUAAAAAUGUGGCGGCUCCUGAUCUACGAGGUGGAAGCCAAAAAGGUUGGCCUAGCGAAGUAAGUGCUGUCGGAGGGAAAGGAGUUUGCGUAACGCUCUAACGAGAGGAGCGACAAAGAGGUUUUCUUAGCCGGAGCAAGGCAAAUACUGAAGAAAAUGUUUUGUGAAAACUGGCGCACAUGAGUUUCAUUGAGUUUGAGUUUCGCACAGUUGCCGGCUGCACUGCAGGGAAUCCGUGGGUUCUUUGAAGGAAAGCGUUUGUUGCUUUCUGCUCCUUGCCAUCAAUUUUGUUCUCGUGCUCAAAUCUUCCGGUUCCGGUGCGCUUCGGUCUUCUGCGUUAUUUCAGUCGCCCUUUCUCUCUCUUUUUCCACUAAAGAAAGGUUUUUGAAAAAACAUCAUCCACAAAAAAUAAGUAGGAGACUAGAUAAGGAUGGAUAGCCGUGAACUGGUAGCAGUCAAAAAUUGACUUGGAGAGUCUAUUGUCCUUUUGCAGAAGAAAAUAACAUAUGAUUAUCUUCUUCGAACCGCCCACGUGCGCGAAAUUAGAGUUUUUGUGACAAAAAAGAAGCGCUAAGCCAUCCCCAGCCCGAUGUACAGUUAUAGUUAGUGUGGCGCAUGAUACUAAAUGAAAGCUUAUUAAAGGUUCUUAGCUAAGUGCAGGCUAGGGACGAAAAAGUGGAUAAGGUAACAACAAUUAACUGUGGAGAUGAAUAAAUCAAGAACAAUACCACUACCAUUUUGAAACACUUAAAGCUUAGAAAUACA